Molecule: messenger RNA, 690 nt
Organism: Pyrenophora tritici-repentis Pt-1C-BFP
Lineage: Eukaryota; Fungi; Ascomycota; Dothideomycetes; Pleosporales; Pleosporaceae
Source: RefSeq, a predicted model, not a curated record
AUGGACUACCGCGAUGAGUCGGUAAAGUCUCUGAUCUCGGAACCCUCGGAACAUAAUCAGUCAUCUACUUCAGCACUUCUACCGUCCGGAGUAACUCAAUGCGAGCAUGACAUCAGACCACGACCAAACCGAUUCUCGUACCUACUUACGGCAACCCUGGUAGCAACGAUUUUGAUGUGGUUAUCAACUUUCACCUGGUACUACUAUCACAACAAAGCUGUCUCUCCCUUUGCACUCAUAGACAGAGGGAAUUGCGGUCAUUCGGUAGAAGAAGCAAAGGUCAAAGAUUGCGUUUUCGACAUCAUGCUAUCGGCUUGGGUGCCAAAGCCUUGCUACGACAAGGAGCUAUCUGAUAGCAUCCUUGCAGCAAACAACUUUACCUAUUGGGACUCAAACAAUGGGGGACAGGAGGUCUCCGAGGAAGAAAUACGGAAAGGGGAAUUCAAUAUUCGUUAUACCCACGGAACGUACCAUGCCCAGCACUGUCUCUACCUCUGGAAACUCCAGAUGAAAGCACAGAAAUCGAGUGUUAGGGUGCUGGACUCACUCUCAAGAAACCAGAUGCACAUCGCGCACUGUCACAAGGUUUUGUCCAUGGACCUUUCAGAACGUCAUAUCCAGAGACUGAAAUCGAAGGGCGGAACACCGAUAAACGGUGUCAAGUCAUUCUUGACAUGUUCAGAAGGUUGA